Molecule: messenger RNA, 471 nt
Organism: Blepharisma stoltei
Lineage: Eukaryota; Ciliophora; Heterotrichea; Heterotrichida; Blepharismidae
Source: the annotation of a GenBank genome assembly
AUGGCACAGGUUUGGGAAAAAAGAUUUAAUGAUAACUUUAGAGGGUUAUUGAAAAGGUCUGAUUCUGACAGACAAGUUUUACUUAACAGAAGACCUUUAAAGUUUGAACCAAAAAUUUCAGAAACUAUUAGGCAAAAAGAGAAAAAGAAUCCUGCUAAGAUUUUAACAGUUGAAGCAAAAACACACACAAGCCACCGCACGACUGAACAAAUAGUAGGAAGAAGAUCGUCUUCCAGAGCACUUGUGAGGGUGAAAAGUCUAAAGCAGUCAGAUAUGGUUGUUUGCCCAUACCAAGUGCUACCAAAAUCUAAAACCACAAAAUUUGGAGAGAAAGCAAAAUUUGGCAAGUCAAUGUGAAAUGAAAUUGAUCUGUCGGAUAUUGAACAAGACACCAUGAAUGGCUUUGAAGAUAGCCAAAAGCACAAUGAUGAAUCAUUUUUGAGUAUAGUAGCCGCUCUAAAUAAUGUAUAA